GGGAGGUAUUGAGUGGCGGACCGGCGGAAGUGUGUCCGUGGGGGGAGGUAUUGAGCGCCGGGCCGCCAUGGAGGUCGCUCCUGGUCCAAGGAGAGCCGGUAAAAAUGAUGAUAAAGAUAAAGUGGAUGAAACGGAGCUGCUGACAGUACCUGAAGGAUGGAAGGAGGAACCGUUCACCAAAAUGGACAAUAUUCAUGGCCUUUUGGAGGACAGCAGUUUUGCUACUCUGUUCCCUAAAUACAGGGAGGCCUAUCUGAAAGAAUGUUGGCCCUUGGUGCAAAACACUCUGAAAGAACAUUAUAUUACAGCUACAUUAGAUUUGAUUGAAGGCAGUAUGACUGUUACCACUACUAAGAAGACAUUCGAUCCAUAUAUCAUCAUUAAAGCCAGGGAUUUGAUCAAACUUUUAGCGAGAAGUGUUCCUUUUGAGCAAGCUGAACGUAUUUUUCAGGAUGAUGUGACAUGUGACAUAAUUAAAAUUGGAUCAUUGGUUAGAAACCGAGAACGAUUUGUGAAAAGAAGGCUAAGACUUAUUGGGCCGAAAGGAUCAACACUUAAGGCUUUAGAGCUGUUGACCAAUUGCUAUAUCAUGGUACAAGGGAAUACUGUGUCUGCCUUAGGACCAUAUACAGGGCUGAAAGAGGUGAGAAAAGUAGUCACCGAUACCAUGAAGAACAUACACCCAAUCUACAAUAUCAAGACGUUGAUGAUUAAACGAGAAUUAGCAAAAGAUGCAGAGCUUAGAACACAGAACUGGGAGAGGUUUCUGCCCACGUUCAAGCACAAGAACCUAAACAAACGGAAACAACCCCAGAAGAGGAGGAUAAAGAAGGAGUAUACGCCUUUCCCACCACCACAACCAGAAAGCAAGAUUGAUCGGGAGCUAGCCACUGGUGAAUACUUCCUCAGAGAGAAGGACAAGAGGAAGAAGAAGUUGCAUGAAACAAAGGUAAAAGAAGCAGAGGCAGCAGCCAGGCAAAAGGAAGAAAGAAAUAAAGCUUUUAUUCCUCCUAAAGAAAAACCUGCUGUUAAAGUGAAAAAAGCUGCAGAAGCAAAAGUUAACAUUGAAGCUCUUAAAGAAAAAGUGAGAACUGCCAAGAAAAAGAAGCUAGGAGCCCCAGCAGUGGAGGAAAUUGCUCAGAAAAUAGCUCAAAAGAAGAAGAAAUAAAUUGACUCUUCCAGUUCUCCCUAUGCUUUUGACAAACUGUUGGAAUAAUUAAUUCAGACAAUGUCACUGUUGGUCAAGCAGGGCUUCAACGUUACAUCAUUUUAAUUGUUACAUGCAAGUGGCCAAGAAAAAUAAAUUGUUCAUUCUGUCUGACCGAUGCCGAAGGAACAAGCACAUGGUCCUGUUCAUGAUUUCCUCACCUAAUUCAGUAGGACUGUUAGAUAUUUGUCUGUGCAAGGAUCCUGACAGGGUUUCUGAAAUGACAAUAUAGAAGAAGAAUUCAUCUCAAUCCCUAUGUUACAACUGAUUUUAACAAAUAGUAAAAUCUUGCAGGCAAGUGCAAUCAAUCAAUGUGUUACAAGUUUGCUUGGAUUCUGUCCUUUGAGCUUCAUUAUUUCCACAGAUAAGCAAGAUGAAAAUUUGGUUUAAGAUUGAAUGAAUGGUGUACGCAAAUGUUCAGAGAUAUUUCUAUUUUGUACUAGAGGUUUAUGUUAUAUAAUACCAUAACUUUGUUUUAUACAUCACUGUUCAUUAAAUCUGUAUACCUGUGUCUUAAA
Messenger RNA from Stegostoma tigrinum, 1725 nucleotides. It is a transcript of the gene krr1, whose product is annotated as KRR1 small subunit processome component homolog. The transcript has 10 exons. Bases 68 to 1168 code for a protein of 366 amino acids. Gene Ontology annotation, molecular function: RNA binding. NCBI's taxonomy places the organism in Eukaryota, Metazoa, Chordata, Chondrichthyes, Orectolobiformes, Stegostomatidae. The record is from RefSeq and is a predicted model, not a curated record. Gene Ontology annotation, cellular component: nucleolus; small-subunit processome.